GUCAUCAAGGAAAACAGUGUUUCUCCACAGGGAAACACGAGAUGAGUUGUUCACCUUAAUCAGUUUCAUAUCGAGACUGUUGCCUAUUCUGCUGAAGGAAACUUCAGCUUUGAUCUGAUCUGGAGAUGGGGGAACGGUCAUGAUUUUAGUAAGAUGAUCGUACUGUUUGAUGGCUUCUGGGAUUGUUAAGAAAAGUCGCAUUGGACAAGAGAGCUGCCUUUUGAAACUCAUGGAUACUCUUGGAUUUUUCAAGCUCCAUUUGUGUACAUCAUGUGUACAUAUUAACGUGGGAGAUCCUCUUCAGAUCUAUUCAGCAAUCAGGAAGGACUGGUAGUCAGUGAGUGCACCGAUCUAAUGCCUCUUCUGUCACAUCUGUUGACUCAUUUAAAAUAAGUAGAUGUCUUUUGCUUAGUAAGACUCAGCUUUCUGUUUAGAAAAACGUAAAAUUAUAUUUUGGUGAACAUAAAAUUUGGCCACUCAAAAYAUUGUGAAAUCACCCCAUAAAAUUGUUAAAGGUAAUUGGGGCAGGUGAGGAUUUAAAUGGUGUUAACAACUGAGGAACGAGAACAAAAUUCAAAGGUUCAGGAGAAUGGCUUUGCCAGAGGGGUUGGACUUAGCACAACUGGAAAUAAAUCCAACAACGUGGCUAUUAAGACACCCGUUAUGUCCAUUAGCAAGGUUGAUGACAAUGGAACUCAGUGUGAAAUCUCAGAGGUGGAUGAAGAGACUGAAGCUGAUCACACGUGGAACUACUGGGAGGAUGAGGAUGACAUCUAUCAGGAGUUUGAGGAGUUGGACUUUGAUGCCUUGCCAGAUCGCUCAGACACACRGAGCUUUACCUCGAACGAUUCCUUCUACCCCUUGGAUGACUCAGACAUUUCCCACAUUAUCCGCUCCCCAAGCCCCGAGCCAAUCUCCUUCUUCAAGGCCUGCUCCAACAACAACACCAUCAUUGUCAAGAUUAUGAUCAGACAAGGAGUGACUGAAGAAGAAGUGAAGGAGACAGAUCGGAACAAAAGG
Austrofundulus limnaeus is the source of this 1020-nucleotide messenger RNA. RefSeq names its product ankyrin repeat domain-containing protein 33B. The record is from RefSeq and is a predicted model, not a curated record. Gene Ontology annotation, molecular function: protein binding. NCBI's taxonomy places the organism in Eukaryota, Metazoa, Chordata, Actinopteri, Cyprinodontiformes, Rivulidae.